AUGACUAUUGCUGGAGGUAACGGGGAGGGCGAUGCCACUAAUCAACUCUACUACCCUCAAGGUCUCUUCGUUGAUGAUGAUAAAACAGUGGUUAUUGCUGACUGUUGGAACAAUCGUAUCAUCCAAUGGAAAAAAGAUGAUACAGCGAACGGACAAGUUGUUGCUGGUGGCAAAGGCCAAGGAAAUGGAUUGCAUCAAUUGAAUGGUCCCACUGAUGUCUUGAUUGACAACGAAACGGAUAGUCUAAUUAUUUGUGACGGCAGACGAAUUGUACGAUGGUUUCGGCUUAGUGACCGAAGACAAGGAGAAAUCAUUAUCGACAACAUCCAAUGUUAUGGGCUGACUUUGGAUGAACAGAGAUAUCUUUACGUCUCUGACGUUGUAAAACAUGAAGUAAGACGAUACGAAUUGGGAGAGAAGAAUGGCACUCUCGUAGCUGGUGGAAAUGGCAAAGGUUCGAGUCUUAAUCAACUCAACGAGCCGAGAUAUCUCUUUGUCGAUCGACAACAGAAUGUAUACGUGUCAGACAGCGAGAAUAAUCGUGUAAUGAAAUGGAAUAAAGGUGAAAAAAGAGGCAUUGUAGUCGCUGGAGGACAAGGCAAAGGGGAUGCUCUGACACAAUUAAAUGGUCCUAAUGGACUCUUCGUUGAUACGUUGGGUACACUCUAUGUAGUAGACUCGUUAAAUAAUCGUGUAAUGCGUUGGACUCAAGGAGCAAAACAAGGCGCUGUAAUUGUGGGUGGAAAUGGUCAAGGAGCAGGAGCAAAUCAAUUCAAGUGCCCCAUCGGUUUGUCUUUCGAUCGACAAGGUAAUCUCUAUGUCACUGAUCAUGAUAACAAUCGUGUUCAACGAUUUUCUAUCGAAUAA
This is a messenger RNA of Rotaria socialis, 867 nucleotides long. NCBI's taxonomy places the organism in Eukaryota, Metazoa, Rotifera, Eurotatoria, Philodinida, Philodinidae. The record is from the annotation of a GenBank genome assembly.